GAUUAUCAGAAAUUUUAUUUAAUUCGAUUAAGGCAGUAAUUUACUGCGAUACAUCUAUGUUAUUACGUCAUGUGCAUUAUGAAUCGUUGUAGUACAAAGUUUUGGUCACAAUGACGAAAUUAGAUAAUAGUUUAAAAAGACAUCAAUCUCAAGUUCAUCGUAACUCAAAUUUUGAAUUUUUCGAAACAAAAUUUUUUUUAUAUCUAAAAAGAAGAAAAAAAAAAGAUAAGAAAAAGUAAAGAUUUAAAAAGAUGAGAAUAUUUGCAAUACCAAUAUUAAAAAACAAGACAACAUAUUAUUGUCGUCAUAAACCUAAAACAACAACAUAUUUAACAAAAAUGACGAAUUAUGCUACAAGAAAAUGGGAAGAAUUAUCAAAUGCUGAUAAACAAAGUUUAAAAGGUAGAAUUUAUGUAGGAGGACAAAAUUUAUUAGACAGAAUGGAUUAUCAAGAAUAUUUUCUUAAAGGUGUACCUAUGAGAGAAGAGAGGGGUGAUGAUAAAAGUUCAGUUCCUUUAUUAUAUCCUUCUAAUGUAAUCACUUCUGAACAAAUUGUAAAUAAUCUUCAAAAACUUUUAGAAAGAAGGUCACCAUAUCAUCGAAAAUAUAUGAUUUAUUCUGCAUUAUUUGUUCCUUUAUCAGCCACAUUUUCAAUAAUUCCUAUUUUACCUAAUAUACCCUUAUUUUAUAAUCUAUUCCGUUUAUACAGUCAUUAUAAAGCAUAUAAAGGAGCACAACAUUUAUCUCAUAUUAUUGAAGAUAAUAGACUUGUUCCAACAGCAUCAAAGGAAUUAAUAUAUAUUUAUAAUGGAUUAGAUUUAAAUAAAAAUGAAAUUAUUGAUGAACAAAGAAUUCAUAAUAUCGCCAAGAAAUUUGGUUUAAUAGUAUUAGAAAAUGAUGUUAAGAGAGCAAGAAAUCAAAUUUUAGAAAAAAUAAAAAAAGAAAAUCAAGAAAAAAAUCCUAAUAAUAAUAUUAAAGUUGAUUGAUAGUGUAAGAAAUGAUGGUGGUGAUAAUAAUAAAAUUAUAAAGGAUAG
Molecule: messenger RNA, 1034 nt
Organism: Rhizophagus irregularis DAOM 181602=DAOM 197198
Lineage: Eukaryota; Fungi; Glomeromycota; Glomeromycetes; Glomerales; Glomeraceae
Biological process (GO): proton transmembrane transport; potassium ion transport
Cellular component (GO): mitochondrial inner membrane
Source: RefSeq, a predicted model, not a curated record